Molecule: messenger RNA, 1224 nt
Organism: Vicugna pacos (alpaca)
Lineage: Eukaryota; Metazoa; Chordata; Mammalia; Artiodactyla; Camelidae
Source: RefSeq, a predicted model, not a curated record
AUGGCAGCUCUCAUUAGUAAUUAUCAUAUUCAUGACGGCCUGGCACUGUGCCAAACACUUCUCCUGUAUCAAAUCAGUAAUGCCUUCACCUUCCAGAGCUCUGAACCGUCUGACUGCUUUCCAGGCAUUCACAGAGAGAGGCUGGAAGGACGAACCCCUUUCCUAGAGCAGGCUAACGAUCAAGUUCUUUGCUGCGUCUCCCACCAAGCUCGUCUCACUCACUCGCCUGGAUUUUCUGGCGAAGUCCUAGCAAAAGCAGGCAAACCUGUGAGCGGUGCGGCGGCCUCCCGCGGUCCUCCUCCCUGCGCGCCGCGAUCCAGCUCAUGCUCCCCACGCCCCGCCGCCCGCAGCGCAGGACGCGCGCGUCACCCGCGAGCCACCAGCCACCAGCCACCAGCCAGCAGCCACCAGCCACCUGGAGAUGCUACUGAGCAGCCCGCACCGAGUACCAACCCGGCAAACCCAGCAGCAGCCAGAUCAGCUGUCGGCCAAAGUUGCCUCUUGGGUGAGAAGGAGCACCAGUAUCCACCGAUAACAAAGAAAGCAGGUCCAGCUGCCUUGGGGGAUGCGGCACCGGCCAGGAAGUCCGGAGGGAAAUGCCCGGCCCAGGGCCAGGUAUUCAAAGGCACUGCGGAGGACAGGGGCCGGCCGGGAUCUCCAGAUCCUCCCCAAGUUAUCUCGGGACCCCCAGCUCCUGCCCUCAUUACCUCUCACACGCCCCGGCACACCAGCGACCCAGUCUCCCGGGCUUGGGUCCCCCGGUUUACUUCAUCCCCUUCCUCUAGCCCAGUCAGCAGCCCGGUGCGCAUCUCCUGGGCUGGUCCUGAUGCACCCCGCGGGUGCCGUCUUUCCAACGCUCCCCAGGCGUCUCAGUCCGACGGCGCGGGACGCCGCCCUCGGAACCGCGGGCUCGGUCUUGGAACCCGCUCCCCGCCCACAGCCCAGGCCCCCGGACCCAGCUCUGCUCACGCGUUCUUCCUCCCGGGCCGGAGCCCCCCCACCCGAGGGAAUCGUGCUGGCCUCCUGGCGGUCCGGCUGUCAGAGACGAUGAGUCUAUUUUGGGUCUUGCGGCCAGUGUUCCCGCCCUGGGGACGCGGGCACGGGUCCGGAGAUUCGGGUGACACCUUGCCAGCACGAUCCGGAGCGGCCGCAGAGCCAGCCCCCACAGCGGGCUCAGGCCUCCUCCGCCAGGCAGGCGGCGCGGCCACAGCGGUGCGAGGCUGA